CGUUUUAGACUUCAUCAUUCUUAUUUAGGGCAUUGUGCUUGGAUUAAAAUGUAUUUGGGGUUUUAAUGAUCUUGCAUGUAAAUGGAAGGAAUGAUCCAAAGUGCCAAGAAUGAAUGUGAUGUUAAACAACCUGUAUGGAGGCACCAGCAGCAGGCAGAAGAAACAAUAGUUCAGUUGUUGAAUCAGAUUAAUAACAGUUCAAGUACCUUCUCAUGUAUGGAGGUUAUUCAAAAAGAGAAAGUGCCUAAUGCCUAUAUAUUCCUCCAUAAUACAAAAUAACUUACACGACACAUCAUAUCUAUUUGAACACUUUUUGAAUUCAUCUUCAGCCUUGCUGUAUUUCUCAUGCUGUUUAAUAGUUACAGUAACAGUUUGACGUUUGAGUUUGGAAUGCCGCCUACAAACAUUUAUUACGGUACAGCAAAGAUGGCUGAAAGGACUAUUCUGUGUAGUGAUUCAUACUUGAUGUGAUGUAGAAAGUCUGUUGGAACCCAGUGUUCAACGGUUCAAGCAGACUGGUAACUGGAAGGUUAGAAAGAGACAUAAACACCCCUAAACAACAGUUAUAUAAGUUCAUGUCAUUGGUAGAAGAAACUGGAAGCUUAGCAUUGAAAUUCCUGCACAUUUAAAGAGUCUGGAUGGAGCUCAUGAAGGCAUCAAGCCAAAAUGUAUCAGUCUGAUAAUAAGUUGUUUUGUACGCUACAAGUCUUUCUGGAGUUUUGAUCUCUUUAGACAUUUUCUCUUCUCCAUGCAGCUUGUUAAUAGGCGAAAUGAAAUGAAAUGAAAACAUGUAAUAUUACAGGUGAAACCCCAAAUUUUAAUCAGUAGAGUAUAUUGUGUGUCCAAUAUGCACUACUAAACACAAGACUUGUGAUAUGACUUUCCUGUACAUAACAGCCAUGUUUUCUUAUCUUUAUUUAAGCUGUCAGAGCAGUCAAAGUAAAGAUGAAGCAUCCUGAUCUAUUGAUUCUGAUUCUCCUCAUCACAAGAUUCAGAGUGACCUUGGAAAAACACCACACGCCAGAGAGCAUGAGGUCGCCCUAUUUCCCAGCGAGGACGGUGCUUUUCCACAAGGAGCCAAACGGAGUGACGUACAGAGUCCCAGCACUGCUCUACCUGUCCCGCUCCAGAUCCUUCCUGGCCUUUUGUGAGGAGAGACUCAGCCCGUCCGACUCUCAGGCUCACCUGCUGAUCAUGAGGAGAGGCACCUUCUACAGGAACUAUGUGGAGUGGGAGGACAUGCGUGUCCUUGGCACUGCCUUCCUGCCAGGCCACCGGUCCAUGAACCCGUGCCCGGUGUACGAUGAGUUCACGGGUACCCUCUUCCUGUUCUUCAUCGCCGUCUUCGGCCACACCUCAGAGUCCUAUCAGCUGGUGACGGGGAAGAACGUGACCCGUCUCUGCUACAUCUGCAGCACUGAUGACGGAGACACCUGGAGUCCCGUCACCGACUUAACCAAGAAGGUCAUAGGGGAUACUAUCAAAGAAUGGGCCACUUUCGCUCUGGGCCCGGGCCACGGCAUCCAGCUCAAGUCCGGUCGCCUGCUGAUUCCUGCCUAUGCUUACCACAUCGAGUGCAAAGAGUGCUUCGGACAGCUCUGCCAGACCACCCCCCAUGCCUUCUGCUUUCACAGUGACACCCACGGGCGAAGCUGGCGUUUUGGGGAGGCAGUGCCGGGGCCGGAGAGCGUGGAGUGUCAGAUGGUGUCUGUGGAUGAAGAGGAUGGGACUAACGUGUUGUACUGCAAUGCUCGCAGCCCUCUGGGAUACAGGGUGCAGGCCCUCAGUCUGGAUGACGGAGCAGUGUUUCAGGAGGGGCAGCUGGUGCAGCGGCUGGUGGAGCCCCGAAAUGGCUGCCAUGGUAGCAGUGUGGGAUUUCCUGCCCCUAUACAUUUAUGUCAUUCUCUUAACCAUCACUUACACCAACCCAAACAUCUCUGCAGACACUGGACUUCCUGCAUGAACUAUUCAAAUCACACCGACCCUCCCUCUCCAAACACCGCCACUAAUGUUUCACCCAGUCACGCCUCCCCUCCAGACUUCCUCACCCCCACCUGGGUGGUAUACACCCAUCCAACAUGGACCACCGCGCGCAAGGACCUGGGUGUGUUCCUCAGCCUAUUUCCCCGCGAUCCCGACAGCUGGCGCGGCCCCUGGGUGAUCUACGAGGGCCCCAGCGCCUACUCUGACCUCUCCUACCUGGAGUUGCCACCCUCACCUGGUGCGCCACCCGCUGUGGCCUUCGCCUGCCUGUUUGAGUGCGGCACCAGAACAGCCUACGACGAAAUCUGCUUCUGCAUCUUCACCCUCUACGAACUCAUUGACAAUCUGCCCCGCAGUGUGCAGCUGGGGAAAAAAAACAAGGAUGAAUGUAAAAGGCAUCAGAAUAAAGUCUCGGGGACAAGUUGCACAAGCAGACAUAAUGCUCAGAGUAUGCCAGGUUUCCAUCAGGUGAAGAAGAGGAGGAAGAAGAGCAAGUUGGCCGAGAUGUGCUCUGUGUCUUAAAUGUAGUUUUUAAGCUUUGAUUACGGAGGGCAAAGUGUAAAUACACUCAGCGGCCACUUUAUUAGAUACAGCUGUACAAUCUAAUGCAGUCCAACCUGUUGUGCCAUAAAUACUUAUUUUAAUGCUGCCUAUAAAGUUCCAUUUUUGUUGACACUGUCUUAGAAGAGCUCGUUCAAUUAUAUGUUUAAGCACAGAGGUCAUAAUUUUAGUUAGAUCAACACUAUAAUUCUUAUAUCUGCUUCUAACAAGCAUAUAAAGCUAUAUUUUUAAUGGGGAAUUGUAAUAAAACGUCUGGAGUGAAAUUUCACAAGCCAUUUUUUGAGCACAAUUCAUUUUUUUGUCCGUCACUCUACUUUCAUCAAAGACGGACUGACAUAAAAUGGGACUGCGUGAUGAAACUACAGCUACUUGUGACUCUUGCCAAUCUGAUGGUUGACAAAUCAAAAACCAACAAUAGACCACAUGGUGAGAUUGUUUUUGUCAACUACUUUUUUCAAGAAUCAACUUUAAAUCUAAAGGAAAAUUUCCGUCUUUCCACUCUCAGUUCUCUUUAACGUAUCAUACACAAGAACUUUUCAGCAGCCAAACACAGAAACUAAUAUUAAGACAAAGCCAAGCAGAACAAACCCAUGUUAUCAUUGUAUCAGUCUGUGGUUCAUAAACUCAACUCUUUAAGAAAAUGAGGUACUGAGAGAGGUUCCAACUUUUCUAGCUGCUUUUCUGAUCUUUAUACAAUUCUCCUUUAUACUCUGACAUCUUGAAGAGUGAAGAUUUAGGGCUUUAAC
This is a messenger RNA of Acanthopagrus latus (yellowfin seabream), 3290 nucleotides long. RefSeq names its product sialidase 4 (gene neu4). NCBI's taxonomy places the organism in Eukaryota, Metazoa, Chordata, Actinopteri, Spariformes, Sparidae. Gene Ontology annotation, cellular component: membrane; lysosome; cytoplasm. Gene Ontology annotation, biological process: oligosaccharide catabolic process; ganglioside catabolic process. Gene Ontology annotation, molecular function: exo-alpha-sialidase activity. The transcript is spliced from 3 exons. The record is from RefSeq and is a predicted model, not a curated record. Bases 946 to 2505 code for a protein of 519 amino acids.